AUGCACGUGCCAGGAUUGGACCAGAGCGCAGUGGAGCAGUCACACAUGUCUGGAGAGGGACCAGUCCAGCUCCACGGACCCAUGGGCACCGGGAGCUCCGAGGCCCAGACGCACACACACUCGGGCGGGCAACAAUGGACAGAGUGUGGGGUGUUUACCGGAGCGAGCGAGGCCACCAUGUGCACAGGGAUUACCACAGCAUUAUGA
Messenger RNA from Knipowitschia caucasica, 207 nucleotides. NCBI's taxonomy places the organism in Eukaryota, Metazoa, Chordata, Actinopteri, Gobiiformes, Gobiidae. The record is from the annotation of a GenBank genome assembly.